Tripterygium wilfordii is the source of this 669-nucleotide messenger RNA. RefSeq lists its product as uncharacterized. Gene Ontology annotation, cellular component: Ctf18 RFC-like complex. NCBI's taxonomy places the organism in Eukaryota, Viridiplantae, Streptophyta, Magnoliopsida, Celastrales, Celastraceae. The transcript is spliced from 3 exons. The coding region runs from base 45 to 404 and encodes 119 amino acids. The record is from RefSeq and is a predicted model, not a curated record. Gene Ontology annotation, biological process: mitotic sister chromatid cohesion.
UGUUCUUUGAUGAAUUGAUUGGCGGGAGAGAACACCGGAAGACAAUGGAGAUUCGAGUUAGAUGCAGUUGCGGCGAAGAAAAUUGCCGCGAAUGGGCGAUCGUCGAACUGCAAGGCGUCGUGGAAGUUCAGCCUUCUUUUCAAGGUCGCCUUCCAAAUCUCGAAAUCGGCCAGCUUUGCCGCCCUUCCUCUCAGGAAAUCUAUACUUUCACUGUUGGGUAUCAUGAAUUGACCGGAUCGAAGGUUUCCUUGAAGAAGCCACUGUUGGUCCUGAAGAAGAUUAAGCAUGAAAAUCUGGACCAGGGCAGUGACAAUAGCUCCCCUAGAGUUGAAUUGGAAGUUGUUGGAAUCAUUCGGCACCGAAUUUUGUUCAAGACCAGACCAAAGGCCCUUAUCCAGUGUUGACCAGUAGCAAAUGAAAGAACCAGUGUUGCAGGUUCUGCCAUUCCAAGCAAUUAUCAAUAUGUAAUUUUUGACAGAGUUGGAGUUCCAACAAGUGAAUUCAAUGUAUGACUCAUCUGAAACAUAUCAAGUUGCCAAUCAGGCGCUUCAAUGUUGUUAGUCCUCCUUGGCUGUGAGUGGGAGUCGGUCAUAAUUGGAAUCAGGAUUUGGAUAUUGAAUUUAUAGAAGUUAUGCAGGUUAAAAGGCAUUGUUUUUGGCUUUUUACUCU